Molecule: messenger RNA, 3251 nt
Organism: Fundulus heteroclitus (mummichog)
Lineage: Eukaryota; Metazoa; Chordata; Actinopteri; Cyprinodontiformes; Fundulidae
Exons: 3
Coding region: 301-2244 (647 amino acids)
Molecular function (GO): ubiquitin-protein transferase activity
Source: RefSeq, a predicted model, not a curated record
CUCUGGGAACCUCAUUGUCAAGUUAUGGUAGAGUAGUUAGUGAUUAUAUGGAACACAAUAGAAACUAUUCUGACUGUUUUUAAAUAGAAAUAUUCUAUCUAUGGCAAUUAAUUUAUGUUGUUUGACGCGAGAUCACAUAGGGCAUCUGACGUUGAUCUGACAUUGGAUCAACAGAAAACCUGAAAAUGUGAACAAUAAUCACCAGCACUGCUUUUAACAGUUUACUUUGUUCAACAUUUAGGACAUCAGCACCUAUGAGACAGACGAAGGAGGUUCCAUUGACCCGAAUGUGAAUAGAGGAUGGAUGAGAUAAAUGACUUCUUAAGAUCACGGGAUGUUUCAGAGGAAGUCAUACAACAACUGGAAAAGGAUAAGAUCGAUUCCAGUGUCAUACCGCUCAUGACAGAUGAGCAGCUGAAGGUGUAUCUCCCAUCUUACGGUGAUCGACUGGCCCUUCUUGGAUAUUGCAGACGGAGGGAAAAUGAUCCUGCUGGCCGGAAAUCAAAACUUCUUGACAGACUGAGAGCAAAGAUUUCAAGAAACAAAAGCAAGGAUCAUAGGGAGGUUGCAGAAAAUGAAACCGUCAAAAAUGCUCAAAAAAAUGUACGGAAAGUUGAAUUAGGAUGGCUGAAUUUUCGAGAUGGAAAGUAUUCUCAAGUUAGGACAAAGAAAGGUGGUGGAACAAGAAAAGUUGCUGUGUCAAAGGACUGUAGAAAAAAUGAGUUAGUUGAAAAGGCAGUUGGUUUGUUUUUUCCUGCUCAAAGAAAUACACAGGGAAGAAUCACGGAUUUUGAGGUUGAUAUAACAGAUUUUCAAGAACAUUCACUUGAUGAGCAUAUCACUGUUGGAGAACUUUAUGAGCAGACAAAACUACCCCUUCUGCGUUUUUACCUAACAACCAAAAGAAAGGACAGUGCCAGUGACUCAGAAACAGAAAGCGCCAGUGCAAAUGCCCAACAGGAUGUCAUAUAUGUUGGAAACAGCAGUGUACUGACAAACAGCAGCAGUGAUGAUAUUCACCUAGUUUACUCAACAGUUGACAUGGGGGAUUUAUCCAGUGUCCACGAGAUAGAUGCAGCAAUGAAUGUGGACAUUUUGGAAGAUAGUGGCACGGUUACUUUUUUCACAGGACGUAUUUCUAAUACAGAAAGUGCUAGUCUUGAUGACACCCUUCUGCUGUCUCCACAGUCAUCUAGCCCAGUGGUUUCUUCUUCUCAUCUUGAUUCUUUUCAGGAGCCCAUAGUUCAGAGAGAAAAAGUAAAAAAAAUCCUUGUUCUUCACCGUGGCCAAAUCCUUAAAGAACUGAUUUCACAUUUUUGUGAUGUAAGCGUUACUCAGGAGGACAUAUCUAUUCAAGUGGUGCUCCCUGAUGGAAAGCAAGAAAAGGCUAUUGAUGAUGGAGGAGUUUUGAGGGAUGUGCUCUCUGAGUUUUGGCAAGACUUUUAUGAACAGUGUACACUGGGCAAUAACUUUAAGGUCCCCUUCUUGCGUCACGAUUUUGGACAGCAACAAUGGGAAAGCAUUGGCCGAAUCAUUGCCUUUGGCUGGCAAAAACAGAAGUACCUGCCUAUAAAACUUGCCCCAGUAAUACUGGAACAAGCAGCUCUUGGCUGUAUAAAGAGUCCUCUUGUUGACAGCUUCCUCAGGUAUGUUACAGAGUCAGAUCGGAUCGUGUUUGAAUCUUGUCGAUCAGAUUUUGAGAGUGUGGACAGUGAAGAGCUGCUGGAAAUCAUGGAUCUCCAUAACUGUCGAAGAGUACCAACAGCUGAUAACUUUGAACUACUACUUGAGGAGCUUGCCCACCAAAAGCUGAUUCAGGAACCUGCUUUUGUUAUUGAGCAGUGGAGCACUGUGCUUUCCCCACUGAGGUCUGAGCUGGAAUGUAUUACAGCUGCCUAUGAAAAUCUCCAGCCAACAUUCAGAAAGGUAAUGCGUUCACUAGUAUACCCUACAAUCAUGACUGAACAGCAGAAAAAUAUCACCAAAUAUUUAAGCUCUUAUCUCAGGGAAUCAGACAAACAGCACUUGUCACUUUUUCUUCGGUUUUGCACGGGAUCUGAUUUGUUUCUCGGAAGGAACAUCAGCAUUAGCUUCACUCAACUUCAAGGUGUUCAGAGACGCCCAGUUGCCCAUACAUGCGGAUGCUACCUGGAGUUGCCAGUUAAUUAUGAAAACUACCCAGAUUUUCGACACGAAAUAAACAAAGUCCUAGAAAGCAGUGUAUGGGUGAUGGACAUAGUGUAACAAAUUUCAAUUGAGGAACAUGCAAGUUUAGCAUUUUGUUUUAAAAAUAUUCUUUUCAUUUAUACCCUCACACUUUUGUACUUUUGCACUGUUUUGUGCCCUGAGAUUAUAUAAAGACUGGCAAAGCCUUAGUAGUAAUAGUAGUAAGCAUUCACAUAUUGGUGUUUAGGGUUUUCUUCUGUUAAAGUACUCAAAGUUAGAAAAAAAAGUUUAAAACAGAAAUUUGAGUAUCUAGUAAAAUCUGUUUAUUAAAUUUUUGGGUUUAACAUAUUUCAAAGUUUUCUAUUGCUGUUAUGAUUUUUUUUUAUAAUUAUAAUUGAGACUGCAAAGAUUUUAGUUAACUGAGUCAAAAAUGCAAUAAGGCACCCAUGCUUAUAAAUCUAGCAUUAGGUUUGAUAAAAUACUGCUUAUUUGCAUUCCUGAAGUUUUGUGUCCUAUUUUAGUGACAUGGUUUAUGUGCUGGUACACACUUUAAGUAUUCUGGAGGUGAAUGUGUUGUUGUUUUUCAAUGUAAAAAAGAAAUGCUAUGAAAAAUCUUGCUGGCUGAUAUUUCAAAUUGGUUAGUCUGGUGGCCACUAUAGUUAACGCAUCUUGCUAGUUCUGAUUAACAAGAGUAAGAUGGUUGAGUUUGAUGUGACAUGAGUUUGAGUUCUGAAGCAAAUUAAACAAAGUACUCAUAGUAUUCAUAGAAACUUGUUUUUUCACUCAACAUUUUACUUUCAGUUCUGUUAUUGUAAAUAUAUGAUUAUAUUCUCAAUAACAGAUUGUUUCCAAUGUAACAGUUUGAUCUAAAACUUAAAUAGAAAACAACUGAGAAAUCACACUAAUUUCAGUUAGUCUCCUAUUGUUUUACAGCAGCUUACUUUGCAUAACUAUGCCCUGAAGCAUUAUUUUGUCAUUAUUUGAAACUGCUUUUAAAAUGACCCAAAGUCUUGUCUAAUUGCAGUGGAAAGAAGUUUUAAUAUUUUAUUUUAAAACACAUAAUAAAGCACUUUUCAUAAGAAUUA